Molecule: messenger RNA, 636 nt
Organism: Plasmodium reichenowi
Lineage: Eukaryota; Apicomplexa; Aconoidasida; Haemosporida; Plasmodiidae
Product: exported protein (hyp7)
Exons: 2
Coding region: 1-636 (211 amino acids)
Source: RefSeq, a predicted model, not a curated record
AUGUAUUUUUGCUGCUGUAAAAUUAUAAUAUAUUACGUUGUAAUAUCAAUAUUUCACAUAUAUAAUAAUGAUAAUAUCAAAAAAAAGCAUAAUAAAUAUGAUAUACCCAAUUUUAAAAAAAUUAGAUCCUUGUCAACCUAUGAUAACACCGAACAAACAAAAAAGGGAUAUAUUUCCCUUUUUAAAAAGAAUACUAUAGAAGAAGAAAUAAAGAAACAAGAAUUUAUAGAAGACGCUUUUGUUAUCGAUUGUUCAGAGUUAAAUCAUUUAUUAAAGAUCACAUCAUUUGAAAAUUACAACAUGGAAAUAAGAGAUUCUAUGUUUAAAGGAUAUGAACAAAUGUAUUCAGAACUAUAUGAUAAUAAAAUGGAGAAAAAAGAAGAAGAAAAUAUAUUUCAAAAAUUUUUAAGCUUAUUACAUCGUAUACCUUCAAAAUAUAUAGAUAAAAUGUUAAAUUAUCUUAUUCGAGAUUUUGUAUCCGUACCAAUAUACGUAGUCAUAUUAUUCAUAAUUGUAUGGCUAAUAAGUUGUGCUGCCCCUUGUAUAUCUAUGGUAUAUAGUACAAUUUUUUGGAGUUAUGCAUUAGUACCUGUUUUUGCAUUAUUAUUAUAUUUAAAAAAAUCCGAAAGUUAUUAA